Molecule: messenger RNA, 288 nt
Organism: Miscanthus lutarioriparius
Lineage: Eukaryota; Viridiplantae; Streptophyta; Magnoliopsida; Poales; Poaceae
Source: the annotation of a GenBank genome assembly
AUGAAGAGGGGCGUUGCGGCGGCAACCAUGGGCGGGGGCACGCCGGCGCCGGGGAAGACCACCGAGGAGCAGGCGAGAGCGAUCAUGUGCGCGGCGCAGAGGGCCGUGGAGGAGGAGGCCAAGAGAGGGGACGGCGACUGUGGCGCCGGGCCGGGCCUGUCCCUGAAGAAGUCGCUCCAGUGGUUCCUGGAAGGCCGCAAGAACAAGGCCAUGGCCGUUGCCGCCGCCGCUGCCGGGAUCCAUCGCCAGCUUGAGGACGACUCCACGUCGUUGUCGUCUAAGUACUAA